AUGGCGCUACAGACCAACAUACCAGACUGUGGCACUACAGACCAACAUACCAGACCAACAUACCAGACUAUGGCGCUACAGACCAACGUACCAGACUAUGGCGCUACAGACCAACAUACCAGACUAUGGCGCUACAGACCAACAUACCAGACUGUGGCGCUACAGACCAACAUAACAGACUAUGGCGCUACAGACCAACAUACCAGACCAACAUACCAGACUAUGGCGCUACAGACCAACAUACCAGACCAACAUACCAGACUAUGGCGCUACAGACCAACAUACCAGACUGUGGCGCUACAGACCAACAUACCAGACCAACAUACCAGACUAUGGCGCUACAGACCAACAUACCAGACCAACAUACCAGACUAUGGCGCUACAGACCAACGUACCAGAUUAUGGCGCUACAGACCAACGUACCAGACUAUGGCGCUACAGACCAACAUACUAGACCAACAUACCAGACUAUGGCGCUACAGACCAACAUACCAGACCAACAUACCAGACUAUGGCGCUAAAGACCAACAUACCAUACCAAAAUACCAGACCAACAUACCAGACCAAUAUACCAGACCAACAUACCAGACCAACAUACCAGACUAUGGCGCUACAGACCAACAUACCAGACCAACAUACCAGACUAUGGCGCUACAAACCAACAUACCAGACCAACAUACCAGACUAUGGCGCUACAGACCAACAUACCACACCAACAUACCAGACUAUGGCGCUACAGACCAACAUACCACACCAACAUACCAGACUAUGGCGCUACAGACCAACAUACCAGACCAACAUACCAGACUAUGGCGCUACAGACCAACAUACCAGACCAACAUACCAGACCAACAUACCAGACUAUGGCGCUACAGACCAACAUACCAGACUAUGGCGCUACAGACCAACAUACCAGACCAACAUACCAGACUAUGGCGCUACAAACCAACAUACCAGACCAACAUACCAGACUAUGGCGCUACAAACCAACAUACCAGACCAACAUACCAGACCAACAUACCAGACUAUGGCGCUACAGACCAACAUACCAGACCAACAUACCAGACUAUGGCGCUACAGACCAACAUACCAGACUAUGGCGCUACAGACCAACAUACCAGACUAUGGCGCCUCUAA
Biomphalaria glabrata is the source of this 1137-nucleotide messenger RNA. Its product is annotated as adhesive plaque matrix protein-like. The record is from RefSeq and is a predicted model, not a curated record. Bases 1 to 1137 code for a protein of 378 amino acids. The transcript has a single exon. NCBI's taxonomy places the organism in Eukaryota, Metazoa, Mollusca, Gastropoda, Planorbidae.